Molecule: messenger RNA, 2679 nt
Organism: Sceloporus undulatus (fence lizard)
Lineage: Eukaryota; Metazoa; Chordata; Lepidosauria; Squamata; Phrynosomatidae
Gene: SLC37A4
Product: solute carrier family 37 member 4
Exons: 10
Coding region: 534-1889 (451 amino acids)
Biological process (GO): glucose-6-phosphate transport; phosphate ion transmembrane transport
Cellular component (GO): endoplasmic reticulum membrane
Molecular function (GO): glucose 6-phosphate:phosphate antiporter activity
Source: RefSeq, a predicted model, not a curated record
GGCGAGGCCAGGCAGAUCGAGGGAGAAAGUAACUUUUGCAGGCCCUGCUCUCCGCUCUGGGCCCACAACAAACUCCAACUCCCAGGAUUCCAUAGCCCUGAGCCAGGCCGGGUUCCCUCUCCAGUGCGGAUGCGGCCUUCGAUUGUUGGCCUGAGGAGGGCCUCGUUUCCCUUCCCUUCUGAACCCGGAGCCUCCUUGCUCUAGAUAAACAAAACGGCCUCCUGUGAGUAAACAGGCAGAUGGCUUCAUGCUGAACGGAAUGUCCAGCCAUGUUCCCUAGGUUAAUGAUUCUCCAGAAGGAGGCCCUGAGCAGAGCAGAGAGUGAGAGAACGCCAGCAAAGCCCAAACUCAGCAGAAACCCUGGCAAGCGGCUGCCACUCACUAGCCUCUGGACAGCUGCUGGUUCCCCCUUUGCAGCACACUGGUGCCACCCCUCCUCUCAGCCCUGCCACUCCUGGGAAAUGGUCCCUUAAGGCAGGCAGAAGAGACCUCCUUCGUGCCAGAGGCACCUUCUUUUCUUCCAUAGAGUCACAAUGGCAGGAAAGAGUUAUGGCUAUUAUCAGCUGGUUAUAUUCACUGCCAUGUAUGUGGGAUAUACCCUCUACUACUUCAACAGAAAAACCUUUUCCUUUGUGAUGCCUUCGCUCAUGGAAGAGAUAGACCUCGACAAGGAUGACCUGGGUCUCAUCACCAGCAGCCAGUCUGCAGCCUACGCCAUUAGCAAGUUCAUCAGUGGGGUUCUGUCGGACCAAAUGAGCGCCCGCUGGCUUUUCUCCUCUGGCCUCCUGUUGGUGGGCUUAGUCAACGUUGUCUUCUCCAGGAGCUCGACCGUCCCCAUCUUUGCAGGGCUGUGGUUCCUCAAUGGCCUGGCCCAGGGCCUGGGGUGGCCCCCAUGCGGGAAGGUGCUGCGCAAGUGGUUUGAACCUUCCCAGUUUGGGACUUGGUGGGCAGUCCUCUCCACCAGCAUGAACCUGGCAGGCGGGCUGGGCCCCAUUGUGGCUGCUCUGAUGGCGCUGAGCUACGAUUGGCGCACAACCCUGGCCCUAUCUGGCUCUGUGUGUGUGGCCGCCUCCUUUGUGUGUCUGCUCCUGAUUAAGAACGAGCCCUCAGAUGUGGGACUGCCCAACAUUGAGCCUGGCUCCAAGAAAGGGAAGAAGGGUUCUUCAGCAGGUGACAGCACCCUGGCUGAGCUGCUGCUUUCCCCAUACCUCUGGGUCCUAUCAACUGGCUAUCUGGUUGUCUUUGGUGUGAAGACAUGCUGCACAGACUGGGGCCAGCUGUUCCUCAUCCAGGAAAGAGGACAAUCUGCACUUGUGGGAAGUUCCUACAUGAGUGCCUUGGAAGUUGGCGGGCUGAUUGGAAGUAUUGUGGCUGGCUAUCUUUCAGACCGAGCAGUGGCACGCGUGGGCCUCUCCAUUUAUGGGAACCCUCGACACACACUUCUCCUCACCAUGAUGGCAGGCAUGUCUGCAUCAAUGUACCUCUUCCGGGUCACGGUCACAAACAGCUCUCCCAAGGAAAGCAACUCUUGGAUUCUAGCCCUCCACCCUCUUGCUAAUCUCGUGGGCUUAACAGAACAUGAGAUCUGGAUCCUGCUAUUAGGAGCUGCCUUUGGAUUUUGCUCUUAUGGACCAAUUGCAUUGUUUGGAGUCAUAGCCAAUGAAAGCGCUCCAUCAAACCUGUGUGGAACUUCUCAUGCCAUUGUUGCACUAAUGGCAAAUGUUGGAGGGUUCCUGGCUGGGCUGCCUUUCAGCACCAUUGCCAAGCACUACAGCUGGGGGACAGCUUUCUGGGUAGCAGAAAUGACUUGCACUGCCAGCACCUUGGCCUUCUUCUUCUUGAGAAACAUCCGAACCAAGAUGGGGCGUGUGCCAAAGAAGGCUGACUGAAGCGCAGCAGUGGCUUGGCUGUGGAGGAGCCUCCUGCUACAAUCAUCGAUUUUUUUUAAACAUCCUAGUAUGAGAGGCAGAACUAACCACUAAUGCUGCACCAUGACUUAGUCCUCUGCCGUUUUCUGGGAAAAACUUAGCAAAAUAAUCCACUUUAUGGAUUAUUUCCUAAAAAACAUAGGGAGCCCAUCAUGUUUUGGACUUAGUGAUCACAACUCUACUUAAACCAUGGUUUUCUCACUUGUAAUUAACUGCCACUUACUGCUGAUCUUAUGGGCAGCCCUCAUUUCUUGUCCAUGGGAAUCAAUGUAGAGAAGCCAUAUAAGAGCCUGCCUGGAGAGGGAGAUGCCCUUGUGUAUAAUACAGUACAAGACACACUCAAACAGCAAAAUGGUCUUGACUCACACCUGCAGAACUCUUCCCUCGCUUUCCAAGACAGCAAGGUCCACCAAACUGCAUUUGAAUAUGAGGCAGCCAUAAGAAGGAAAGAUGGCAUUCCUUAGCUAGAGGGACAUGGAACAAGGUACCCGUGUCUUGCUAGGCUUGUAUUUCAAGUUCCUGAGCCUGAACAGGGAAUGAAGGCACACAGGCACAGAUUUAGUGAGAUGUACUACUGCCUCAUCUCUCGACCCCUCUUAUCCUCCUUUAAUAUUGAGGGAAUGCAACUAUGGGAAGUCCUGGACAAUCAUGCAGCAAGACUGAAAAUAGUUAGAUAUUGUUACAAAUCGUGACUGUUAUAAUGGAGUACUCAUUGACUGAAAUAAAGGACAAUGCAGUGCAUGCCCAGGUA